Messenger RNA from Pungitius pungitius (ninespine stickleback), 9620 nucleotides. RefSeq names its product centrosomal protein 192 (gene cep192). Gene Ontology annotation, biological process: centriole replication; centrosome-templated microtubule nucleation; centrosome duplication. Gene Ontology annotation, molecular function: protein kinase binding. Bases 447 to 8738 code for a protein of 2763 amino acids. The transcript is spliced from 52 exons. The record is from RefSeq and is a predicted model, not a curated record. Gene Ontology annotation, cellular component: pericentriolar material; centriole; cytoplasm. NCBI's taxonomy places the organism in Eukaryota, Metazoa, Chordata, Actinopteri, Perciformes, Gasterosteidae.
AUAAGGACAAACUAUGAAUGGGCCGAUGCCCAAAACGUUCCAAGUGUCUAAAGGUCCAACGGAAUGACGUGAAUCCCACCCUAUCGGGAAAUACGGAAAUACAAUCUCCUCCUUGGUUGUUUGUCCAAUCAAAGUGGUUCAAUUUGGUUAAGUCCCGCCUACGCGACAUAGACGCGGGCUUCCUGUGGUUCCUGGCUGCUGCAAACAGUUGACCGGUUUGCUUGUUUGUUGUGUCUCCUUUUUAAGAAAUAAUGAUGAAGUUCAGUGUUUGAGAAGUUUCUUUUGGGGCUUGAAUACGCCUGGUAGCGUGUUCGCACUAGUUUUUGGAGACAUAACUCGAGUGAGGCGAGAGCCGUACUCUCGGCGGUCUUCUGGAGUGUCGGACAUGGUCUUCCUCCUAAACAAGCCCAGCCCCACCUGCCUGUGACCCUGCUCCUUUCCAAAGCAUGGCGGAGAGUUUCUACAAGUUGGAAGAUGAAGCCUUUCCUAGUUUCCUCUGCAGGUCGCUGGACAGCACCGGGGGCCGCGCCACGCUGGGGAAUGUGACGCUGGGUUCGGGCCCGGGACUGCCAGUGGCUGCCUCCACGGUGGCUAAAAUUAAACCCGUCUCUGACAACAGAGAAGAUCGUGUUGAGACUUCAUACCUGGAGGCCGACUCGCAGUCAUCUGUUCAAGAACAGCCCAAGUUUGCCCUCAGCUUCAAAGAUGACAUGGACAAUGUGGAUGACUUCAUUGCAGCCCACCGGCUUUCAGACAUGCUGGUGAAGAUUAAUUUGGAUGAAAGCACAUCUCAAACCCGAGGCGCCAUGCUGGGGCUCCCUGCUGAGCAGACGGGAUCGGUCCUCGGCCGGCACACGGAACUUGGGACCGAUUUGUCUUCAGGGCUUCUGACGUUUGCUCAUUGUGGAUAUAAAGAUUUAACAGAUGCAAAGGCCCUUGGGAUUCCAUUCCCUUUUACCGGGCCGUUCACACUGGCUCAGCCCUUACCAGCCACAGCCGAGGAGGACCAUGUGCAGAGUGAUGGAGAGGACAGUGACCGUUUCAGUACCAACUCAAGCUUCCUGGUGAACGAGAAGCUCAUGUCUGUGGACAGCAUGAACAGCGACAUCACAGAUGAUGACAUUGACUCAAGCAGCUUGCCUGACGAUGAGCUUGAGCAGUAUUUCAAUAAUCUGGGGCCUCCUGCCAUGCAGAGAGGCAAAGUGGAGGGCCAAGAGAUUCCUGCAACAGGACUGGCAGCUAUAACUGACAAUAUGUCAAACCCAAGUUCUACAGAACCAGACCACUAUAGACACCAGUUUCUGGAUGACUACAAUCAGGAUGACUUCCAGAUGCCGGAUGUGCGCCUGGCUGCUACGGGGAUGGACUCGUGCCCUGCCAGCGACGAGGACACCGAGGAUGAGCUGGAGUCCAUCACAAGGAGCAGCAGUAACACCAGGACGCGGCUGCUGCCCAGCACCUCCAGACAACUGGUCGGAGAGAGUAACCGUCCCAGUUUCAGGCCGGGCUUAGAGGGCGGCAGUUCUGAUGACGAGGCUUCCAUCAGCCGCGGCGGUCCAUCUCAGUCUGGAAUCGAACACAGGCGAUCUGCUGAGGGACAAGUCAUCAACCCUCCAGUCACAGGGGACGGUGGGGAUGGGAGCAGCGGGAGCGAGGAGAGCGGAAACGACGGAGGGGUUUCAACCAUCCCCCUCCCGGCGAGCGUCGCCCAGACCACGUAUGAUGUCCUGCGUGGGCUGGGGAUCGUGGGUAGCAGUGCUGCUGGUGAGGAUGAGAACGAGAACGGUGAGCUGGAUCUGCCCGGCCAUGGGGGAGGAAGUGGCCCCUCCAGACAUACUGAGAUGGGCGACCGUGUGGGUCCUGUAGGAAUAGGAGAGGCCAGCUCUUCUUUUGUGCCAUCAAUGGGAGCUCAGAGGCUUGCCCCGGUCAACUGGAGCAUGGUCCUGGACCGACAGGAGGCACUGGAUGCCAUGGAGAGCCCUGGUGGAUCUGGACUUAAGAAACCUCAGGACUUGACAAAUCUAACUUUUUCCCACCUUCAAGGCACCCAGGGGAGCUUCCACCUCUCUCAGGUGCUAAUGCCAGAUUGCAAUGAUGAUGAUGAUGAUGAGGAUGAAGUAGAUGAGCCUGAUGGUUCCCGGCCUUCCUUGGGCCUGAGGGGCGGGCCUUGUGGUGAAUUGACCGCUGCAGAGGCCUCAGACAGCACCAGUGAGGACAGCAACCAUCCCCUGUCCACCUCACUAGAAGCCAAGUAUUUCUCCCAGAGCAUCCACCUGGACCCGGAGGAUUCCAAGGAUGGCUGGAACCACUGUCCAGAAAACCUGGAGACUGAGUUUCAACAAGGGGCCAAUGGCUCUCAUAGUGUGGUGUACCAGAAUGAAGAAGGGCAGUGGGUGACCGACCUCGCCUACUACUCCUCCUUUGAGAAGGAGGUUGAUGGGAAGACCCCGGACAAUGUUUCCCAGUUUAAGACUGAGGACUUUGUUCCUGCCAGUGACGCUAUGGAAAAGUUAGUUAAGGAUCAAGAGGAAUUUGAGAAGGAGCACCAAUUCAUGCAGGAGGAACAAAUUGAACCAGCUGCCAGCAACAGCACCUUCCACAGCGACUCUUCUUGGAAGGCCCCCACCAACGGCCACAUCCUAAUGAGGGCCUCCCAGGUCUCCUCAGAGUUUAAGCAGGGAGACCACAGCUACCUGCGACUGACUUUAGGGCAGUUUUUUGAACAGCGCUCUGAAGCCCUGGGCUGUCUCGGCAGCACCACUGAUGACGGUUGGGUCAAACGACCGUCCUUUGGCUACAUCAUCACCUCUCCAGAGAAGAGGGAGCCGUUUCCCCUCAUUCACCCCUCAGAGUUCUCGGCUAGUGACAAUUCUCCUCACAUUGACCCCAUGGAACUCAGUGAAGCAGACAAAACCCUCAACCCAGAGGAUCUGGACAAAACUCUUGAGGCACCCGGUGAAAGGCUUUCACCGAAAGGGGUUAAUGAUCCAGAACCAUGUGAACAGGAGGACCACGCUAGUAGACCUGCACUGCCUGACCACAGUGCCGCCUCCGCUUCUGAUUCGAGCCCUGGCAACCAGAGUUGCAUGUCCCCCAACAAUAACAACAACAGCAGCCUGAUGCUAAGUAUCAGCACCAUCGCCUCAGCCAUUGCGGACGCCUCCAUCAGCACCGACCCAUCGCAGCUGGCUGCCAUGAUUGUGGAGCUGACCAAGAGGAGCAGGGCGAGGAACCGGCCCGAGUCGGUUGGACCUGCCGUCAACACCACAAAGGAACCACACUCGGCUGAACAUAUUCUCCCUGAGCCAGAACAGAGCGGCAUGCUGGACACACUGCAGAGGACCACCUGUGUGGGAGAGCUGAGUGCCUUUGACAUUGAGAAAUACCUGAAAAGGGCCGACGUGUCGGGCAGCAGCGACGCCUCUAUGGCGCAGACUACCUUUGACCUCACCGGCUGGGACAACGACCUCAGCAGCUGUCACAGGAAGCCAGAGGCAGGACGUCCUGAGGAGCAUGAGACCUCAGCUCAGCAGGCAGAAAGGGUGACUCUACAGACGCCCUCAAGAGCAGACUCUGAAGACGGAGGAGGAGAAAUGACAGUGGAUGCAAGCUCCUCGGUGUCUCCAGGUCAUAAGGGUCACUCAAGAAGAAGCUCUAUUCCUCGCCCAAGUACAUCUUUCAGCUCUGCCAGAAGGUAUGUGGGUUCAGGGCAGGCCUCCACUGCCCUGCCUCCUGCAGACAAAAUGACAGCAAGCAAGAACACGUGUGCUUCCUCAGGCAGGACCCUCACCGAAAAUGGUGUAAAGCCGGGAGAUCGGAACCCACAAGCAUCCAGAAAUACUAAGUCUUACUCAGAAACAUCAGAGAAGAGCGAUAACGGAUCUGCAGUCUCAUCCGUGUUGCCAAAAACCCCACCGUGCUCAAAGAACGGUAAGGCGAGCCUGCCUUGUUUUAAAGGCUCCGCUUCCCCGCCACAGAGGGGGAGGAGUGCAGGCCAGCAAGAUAGACACAGUCAUCCUCCAGAGAAGAAACCGGCACCACCCAGGAAUAUCACGGCUGCUCUUCCACAUCGUGGCUCUCUGGAGAAACAGGUUGUCUUCUCGCCACUGGACUCGGAACUGCCGAAGGGUUUCUCUGAGCCCGGUGUGGAGGAGACGCAGUCCAACUUCAGACCGUCCACCUCCCCGCUCACUCACUCCUCUCCAAGUCAGACCUCCAUUCCCUGUGCUGAAAGUAUGGGGACCAGCGGUGGUCCUGCAAACAACCGUCCAGGUGUUGAUCUCUCUCCUGAAUCGACCUGCUCCAGUCCGAGUCUCAGCCGGCUGACUUACAUCUCAAUGAACGACGGCACUGUCCUACCUACGCCUGACAAGCCACUGACCAACUGCACCAUGGCACUGAGCACCACCAUCAUCAGAUUCAGUCCGACUCCACCCGUUGGACCAGACGCUCCGUCUGACCUUGACAUUAUCAGCCGGUCAAAAAGCCUGGACCAAGUGCAACCACAGCAUUCUAAAAGUCUGGACCCGCUACCGGCCCAGCCGGGUAAAAGCCCGGAGCCCGCGCGCGCUGCGUCCGGUCUGAGCUGCACGCGCAGCCAGAGUGAAUGUAACUACCACUGCCACGAGGACAGACCCGGGGAGCUCCACCACAAGUACCUCUCAGAGUCAAACGCCAGGCAGCUCACUAAAGUGGACUCUGGUUACUGCAGUAACGUGAACAUCCAGCAGAGCUCGCAGCAGUGGGGAACGGCUGGCUCGGCGUCCUCAUCGGUGUAUGCUGGCGGGCUCGGCAUGCCUCCGCCCUACUCGUCAGAAGGACUUCACUAUGUGCCCAUCCCCAGCUUUAAGCCCCAAUGUCCAAGGAUUGACCUUCCCCACCAAGCAGAUAUGCAGUCCCUCCUCGCCGGACGCCCCUACUUCAACUCCCAGCUGGCUCAGCAGUAUUUGGGACCAGAAAGUCCAUUACAUUCUGGUGGCUACCAUGUGGGAGCAACAGGAAAUGCACCCUUCAGUGUAGCCUCCACAGGCAUACCUAACAGUGACCCCACGGGGAGACAUGUCCAUCCCGCAUCAGGUCAGCUGGCUUUAACCGGGUCUGCUGGGUCCCAUCACCUCCCCAGACCCCAUCAGGGCCAGCAGGACUUAAACAUGAUGGGGAAACCUUACAGUCAAUAUGGUGCAGAGCCGCUGGUGGCAGGUGGCCUUGAGGAGCUGAGAGGCCAAGUGGUGGUGCCAGAGGAGCUGCGGUUCCCCCACGCCUGCUGUGUUGGCAUCGCCUCACAGACCUCGCUCAGUCUCUUCAACCCCUCCGAGAGAUGGCAGCAGGUGUCUAUCACAGUCACCAGCCUGGCCAUCGAUGGAGAGAAGGUGGACAGCCUGCCGUACCAGUGGCUUAUCGUGAAGAACAAGACGAUCAUUGCCCCCAAGAGUACAGAGGAGCAGAAGGUGUUGUUCAUCCCCCCACAGGCUGGCGUGUACCAGUGUGUCUUCAGCGUUUGCUCCUGGCCGGCGUCGGCAGAGACGGAGGUCGCUGCCAGGGCCAACAUAUUCGCUAAAAGGGUGGUGCUGUUUGCAAUAGCAGAGAAUCCUGCACUAGAGGUAGAAUCUGACUGUUUGGAUUUUGGAGACCUUCCUGGAGGCAGCGCCAAAUCCCUUCCUCUCAAACUGCUGAGCAGGACUCGUGCCACGGUGCCCAUCCGGCUGGUCAUCAGCGCUAACGCCACAGCUUGGGGAUGCUUCACCUUCUCCACGCAGCCUGUUUCCAUAACAUCCGAGGCGGCGCUGCAGGCUGGACACAUGACGCCCGUGUCCUCUCCAUCGGUGGUGAAUCACGUGAUGCAUGCCAGCUACGGAGAGAAUCCCCAAGGCUUCAUGGUCUGGGUUCACUUCAAUGCACCUCAGAAGUACAUUGUUUCUUCAGGGGAGCUUGGUCCAGCUGACGAGUACAGUGCUCGGGUGGACAUUGAAGUAGACUCUCCUGGUCCUAGUCAUGUGAUCAGGAGUAUUCCCCUCAGAGCCAGGUCUGGAACGGCAAGGGUCCAUGCUCCUAAAGACCUGCAGACUGUCAGCCUGUCUGCUCCAGCGGGUAAAUCCAGUCAACAGACUCUGCCAUUAAAGAAUGCAGGAAACAUUGACGUGCAGCUAAAGCUCAAGGGCAGUGAUGCUGAAGACAGUUUCUCUGUGACGCCUGAUGAACUGUCUCUGCGGGUGGGACAGGAGCAAAGCAUCGUGGUGUCCUUCAAAGCACACGGCAGCAGGAAGUGUCGAGAAAGCCUUCUCACCAUCUUAGUGCUGCCUUCGGGUCCUCAGUAUGAGGUAACCCUGAGAGGAGAAGUGGUCCCUGAGGACUCUGGGAAACCUGGCGGUCCACUUGCUGCUGUCUUUGGUCCCGGCCUGGCCAGUGACGUUCCACCAAUCCUCUCCAACAAGCAGUUUGUGGCCUGGGGAGGGGUCACCCUGGGACGGGCUGUCCAACAGAAGCUGGUUCUACGGAACAACUCGACCACCGCCACACAGCAGCUGCGGCUGCUGAUUCGUGGUCAAGACCAGGAUUGUUUUCAGCUGCAGAGCAUGUUCAGUGUUGAAGAGCGUCUGACCCGACACGGAGAGCUGUCCAUUCGUCCCAGAGAGGACGUCGCCGUCCACCUGCUCUUUGCGCCCACCAGGGUGGCGUGCAUGCUGGCCAAGCUGGAGAUCAAACAGUCUGGAGUGCGGCCCUCUCAGCCCGGGGUCAAAUUCACGAUUCCACUGUCAGGCUACGGCGGGACUAGCAACAUCAUCCUGGAGGACCAGAGGAAACAGGCGGACGGCUACGUGGCGACGCUGAGCGACGUCGCCAUUGGCCAUGUCAGCAAAGCGUGCCUGUGUGUGAGGAACACGGGCUCCAGAGCAGCGUACAUCAAAGCCGUGGCCUUCUCCAACCUACAGAGCCGAUCGGUCAUGGAGCCCUCUGUCAUCAGCCUGGCCCCGUCUCAGUUUGUACUGAAGGAAAGAACACAAGAGGUGAUCACUGUGCUAAUGAAGUCCACCCACAGAGAACAGACCCUGUGUCAGUCGGCCGACGCCCUGCUGGCUACUGUCUAUCUGUUUUGUGGGGAUGAGGUCUCCAGGCAGCAGUAUAGAAGAUUGCUUCAGAUCAAACCAGAGGCUGUGCGGAAGGCUCUGUCUGAAAACAGUCUGCUGAAAAACAUCAACUUCAAUGAGACGUUCCUGGAAGAGGAAAACAUGACGGAGGGCUACGACCUGCCCCAGCGGCCCAAUGAAGCUCACCUUUUUUACGGGAAUAUGAGCAAGGUGGUGGUGUCUCUGAUGGGAAGCAGUGAGCAGAAUGACCUCACUGAGCUGCUGCCCUCUUCUAGACUCCAGUCAGCGGCACACGGCAACUUGACAAACAACAAUGUGUCUCUGGACGUGCUGCCGGUCAAAGGUCCCCAAGGUCCAGCACUGAGAGCGGCGGAGCCCUCCUUAAAGGCUGCAGAGACAUUACACAAGCGGUCUGAGUCCUGGACCAUCCACCCAGAACAACUUGUCCUCGCAGCUCCCACCAUCAACGGCACAGCCACAACCAGUCAGGUUCAGAUCCGGAACAACACGUCCAGAGAGCUAUGCUUUGAUUUGUCCUGGCCCGCUCACUGCCUCACCAUCACCCCUCAGCAUGGCCUCAUCGAGCCCCAGUGCCACCUGCAGAUUCUGAUCAGCCCCAACCCGUCACUGGCAACUAAAUCCACCCUGCUGCCAUGGAGAGGACAGAUAUAUGUCCAGUGUGACAGUCAACAGAAGUUGAUUAAGGUCCAGAUUCGUGGGGACCUGGCCUUGGAUGUGUCUGCAGCCCCAGCAGACAGCACGCUGUCAGCCCUGGCCCCUCAGGCUGCCACCCCAGUGCUGCCUGUGGCCCGGCUCGCUGCCAGGCCCUCGCAGCCGCCACAGACCCCACUGGCACCUCAUGCCCUGGUGGAGAUCGCCAACAAGACCAUCAUGUUUCCCACCACGCCCUCAGGGGAAACCUCAGAGGCCCAUCUGGAGGUCCAGAAUGGGGACAGUGAAGUGAGGUGGUACCUGUCAUCAUUUGCUCCGCCAUAUGUCAAGGGUGUUGACAGCACUGGAGACGUCUACCGGGCCACUUACACCGCCUUCAGAUGCUGCAGGAUCUCAGGCACCCUGGGACCCGAUGAGAAGAUGCAGGUGCCUUUCACGUUUCUGCCCCGGGACAGAGGGGACUAUGCCCAGUUCUGGGACCUGGAGUGUCACCCUGUGUCUCAGCCCCAGCAGAAAGAGCGGAUCCGCUUCCAGCUCUGUGGCACUGGAGUGAAGUAUGGACCAGUGGAAGGACCACAGGAAGGAGACUGCUCCCUGGUGAAGACCGAGGCGACAGUCAAGACCAGAAAGAGAGCCGACCCCUCGCUGGGCAAGACCAGUCAGGAGGAGACUGCCGUGCGGAGGGGGGUGUACGCCCCGCAGGACCUGUACACCUUCCCAGCCACGCAGACGGGUCAAUCCAGCACCCUGAAGGUCAACAUCCGCAACAACUCGCCCGACACACAUGAGCUGAAAUUUGUAAACCCUGCGGAGCCCUUCCACAUCAAGCAUUCCAAAUAUUCCCUGAGGUCACAGCACUACCUGAAGCUCCCCGUCCAGUUCAAGCCUGGUACAGCAGGCAGACACACUGGCCUGCUGCUCGUCCAGUCAGAAACAAGUGGAACUCUGGUUAUCCAGCUGGCCGCUGAGGCAUUGCCUUGAGCCCCCCCCCCUCCCCCCAUCGUGUUCAUAACAGCAGGGACAAGAGGAAUUGCUGUGGAUCAAAUAAAGCCUCAAAUCCGUUCGUCUCGUCUGUAGAUCUGUUGAGUGGCUGAUGGACUGAAGAUGACCAACCCAGCUGCACCUGGAGGUGACCCAGGUGGCCUUUGCAAACUAAAAACACACUUAGUGUGCACCGCCGUGACGUUUCUCGGAGCAAAGGAUUUCUAUCUUUUUAGUCCAGAUAUGGUUUCGACAUUUUAGAACCUUUCCCUAGUCUUCAGCUCCAGUGUGGUUUCCAUGGUAAUGGCUCCUCAUCUUGUCGAGGCCCCCUGCACAGUGGCCCUUUGUUGGCGGCGCCACGUGAUGACUUCCCUCCACCUCCGGGGCCAGCGGUCCAGAUGUGCCCCGUUUUUGUCUGGAUCUGUGCGGCUACGUCGGGAUGGUUAAUGAUUGUUAUUACAGGCUAAAAGAGUCUCCCUCUGGUGGGCUUUUGUUCGGCAGCUCACCAGGCCCGCUCAGUGUGGUUACCAUGGCAGAGCGCCGUUAAUCACCGUUCCAUCCACACUAAAUUACCCCCUUGCUUCCUCUUUUGGCUCUGGGGCAAAUGGCCAAAAUUGCUUGGGGUAGGUGGGGUGGUAUUGGAUCCACAUCCAUAAUUAGUUUUAGAACAGUAAUAACAUUGGGGGGAUGCAGUAAACUUCAUCAAGGAUGUGUUGUUAACCUGUUAGGGGCCAAAACGUCGGACGUGGAAAAACACUAGUGGAGCCGGUUGUGAUAUGUGGUGUCAACCUGACAACUUGGAUAACAAAUUUGCACAUUGCUUUGAAUAGGAUAUAAUGUAAUAUAUUGUACACAUUUAAAUAAAGUUUUGUGAUAAAUCAA